CAGCGACCGCUGCCCCGAUCUCAACAAAGAUGUGUACCUGCAGGACAUCCACUGCGUCAGCUCCCUCUGCAAAGCCUACUUCCGGGAGCUCCCCAACCCCCUGCUCACCUACCAGCUCUACGACAAGUUUGCUGAUGCCGUGGCCAUCCAGAUGGAGGAGGGACGGCUGGUGAAAAUCAAAGAGGUGCUGAAGGAACUUCCAUCCCCACACUACAGGACCCUGGAGUUUCUGAUGAGACAUCUGGUUCACAUGGCUUCCUACAGCUCCCAGACCAACAUGCACGCCAGGAACCUGGCCAUCGUCUGGGCCCCCAACCUGCUCAGAUCUAAGGACAUCGAGGCCUCUGGGUUCAACGGCACGGCUGCCUUCAUGGAGGUGCGGGUGCAGUCCAUCGUCGUGGAGUUCAUCCUCACCCACGUGGAGCAGCUCUUCAGAGACGCCCCUCUCUGCGGAAGUGACCGCGAGAACCUCCGGAAAUCCCUCCUCCUGUCCGGCUUGGGGUUGCCAGGAGUCCACCCCGACAGCCAGACCAUGUCCUACAACUUGCCCACCAUGCUGAACCAGGGAGACGGCCCACCGCAGAUCCGCCCCUACCACACCAUCAUCGAGCUCAACGACCACAAAAAAGGCUCCUUGAAGGUAAAGAAAUGGAGGUCAAUCUUCAACCUGGGCAGAUCCAGCAAUGACUCCAAACGCAAGCCGGCCAAGGCAGAGGAGAAAGAUGACAAAUCCAUUAAAAUGAGCUUGCGGCCGGCCAAAAGCAUGGAUUCCCUCAGCUCCGUGCCGGAUGCUAACGAUGACAAUGCCAGGCUGGGCAGGAAGAGAUCACAGAAGCAGGCCCCCCAGCGCCGCGAGAGUUUCGACAGCCCCUCCUCCCGGGAGGAGAGCUUUCUGGAGUCGGACGAGUACCCCGAAGGGAAAUUCAAGGGCGAGGAGGGGCAGCAAACGCUGGAGUCCGAGAGCGAAGCCAGUGCCAAAUCAGAGCCCACGACCCCCAAGGCCGGCCGGGCCUCACUGGUGGGGGGCGCCCCGCAGGGCCGCUCGCCCAUGACUGCGCGGAACCGGGCAGAGAAGUGCGCUGGGGUCCAUAUCUCCGUCCCCUUCUCGGUCACCGUCCCCUUCCACAUCACCUCCAACAUCUCCCUGUCCCGCCUGACCCGGGGGCUGGAGUGCCCGGCCCUGAGCUACAGCCCCUUAGACAAGGAGGCUCUGGAGAGGUCGUCCAAGGAGCUAGAAGCAGAGGAGGGGCUGUCGGCUAAGCUCCCCCUCGACGAGGAAGAUCACGUGGCAGAUACAAAGCCGGCGAGUGCUCUGGACUCGGAGGAGAACAGGCUGUCCAUGGAGGUGCAGGACUCCUUCUCGUUUCUCGACAACCAGGACACCUGGCAGGACUGUGGCACGGAAGGCGACCAGCCAGAGAAGAGCUUGCUGGAAGAGACCACCUCCGAUUUUGCUGGGGACAUGCUGGAUGGCUUCCCAGGAAUGGAUGACGACAUGGAGAGCAGGUUCAUGAAUCCGGAGUUCUCGGUGGAGCCGCCCCCGGAGUACCUCUCCAUCGAGGAGUGCAUGAAUGAGGAGCAGUACUACAUGGCCACCGGCUGCUCCGACACCGAGGAGCUCUCCAAGGAGACGGACUCCGAGGACGUGUUCCUGAGCGCCUACGAUGACCUCAGCCCCUUAGCUCCUGACCUAGAGAAGCUGCGACAGCUCGGUACGGAGCACGGGUGGGAUGUGCCUCUCCCAGAUGGGGCGCUGGGUGGCGAAAUGGCUCAGGAGAUGCUGAGCAACCAGCCCCCAAGACCUGCUGAGGAAGGGCCGUUAGCUAGCGACACCAAUGGCUCCUCUUUGUCCAAAGAAGGCAGCAGCACCAAGGUGCCUCUGCCAGACAGCCCUCAUGCUCCAGAACUAGCCUCGCCAUGUCGGAGCAAGGAAGCCGCCGAAGAUCCCCACGGCCCCCUUCGCCAGCCAGAGGGGCUCGAAGGGGACGGGGCUGAGGGAGAGGCUGUGGAGUCCAGCCCAGCCAUCCAUCAAGAAGAAGACAUAAAUCUAACAGGGGGAGAUGAUCUUGAAGCAGGCCCUGGCCCACCCAGAACUAAGCCCACCACUGAUGUAGCGCCAGUGCAGGAGCACCAGGGCACAUGGGCUCCGGAGAGCGAAGGCCAUGGAGCCCAAGCCAGCCAUGCCGGAGAUGAGCAAGUGCAGGCCCCAAGGCUAAGGGAGGCAGAGCUGGCUCCGUGUGCUCCAGGCCAGGAGGCCGACGGACGUGCCCCAGAGGAAGUGAGAGCGCAGGAGGGCCAAGGGGGCUCGGCUCUUCCCACACCAGAGACCAAACAGCCGGAGAGUGGAAAGGGCCCACCUCAGCCUCUUGCAAUGAAGACCGCACCUGCCCUCUCACCGGGAUCAGGGCCCGAGCUCCCCACUGUCCCCAUAUGCGAGAGUGGCCCCAUGUCCACUGCCCCCUUUCUAGAGACAGGCCUCGAGACCACUACUGUCCCCCUGGAUCAGAGUGGUCCCCAGGUCUCCAUCUCCUUGCUAGGGACAGGCCAUGAAGCCCCCACCGCCCCUGGGUACGAGAGCGACCCUGAGGCUGCUCCGUUGCUUGAGACUAGCUCGGAUCUUGCGUCUUGGUCUGACGCUUCCUCGUUGCUGUGGAGUGGCCCCACAAGCCUUCCCCUGGAAUCUGGGCCACUGAAGCCCACAGAGCUUCCCACUCUCCCCGAGCCUGACACACCGGCUGGGGUGCGCCCUGACGGGAGCGCCCCCAUGAGAGUCACUUCCAGCACCGUCCGAGUCCAGCAGGUGAAAUCCGUCCCCAUAGUGCCCCCCAAGCCUCAGUAUGCCAGGAUGCCUCCUACUGUGAAGAUGAAGAUGCACCUGGGUGAAGCAUCCACGUGGCCCAAGCUCUCUGCUUCGGAGAAGAGCUCCAGCGGUGGGGAGACCAGCCUGGGGAAGGGGGCCUCUCUCCAGAGGCAGUCGCACCCUGUCAGCCUGGGUGCGUGCUGCCGCGUCACAGAGGGCACAGAGUCGAACGAGGAGUUUCCCCCGCCCAGCCCUGUAGAGAAGUGCCCCAGCAGCACAGAGAGCCGUGAGCCCGCCGAGACCUCCCUCCAGAAGCAGAGGCGAGCCAGCUGGCGUAACGGCGGCAGCAUGUCUUUCGACACGGCGGUGGCCCUGGCCAAGCAGAGGCACUUGGCCCAGGCCCCGGUUCGGAGGAUGCAGACCUACUGCGCGGGGGAUGGUCGGGAGAUGCACGGUGUUCCCAAGGUGGAGAAGCCCCCACCAUUCCCCAGGCCUGCCCUAAAGCCUGUGGGCCAGCGCUCCCUGAGGCCGCUGAGCUGCACCAGCGCGCUACUGUCUCCAGACGCCCUGGCUCUGGGCAAGCACCCGCCCCUGCCUGACACGGCCUGCGAACCGCACCUGGCGCCUGACCAGGAGCCACUGCCCUUCGCCCAGGAGCCCACAGCAAGGAGCAGGCUGAGCAUGCCCAGGCUUGGCCAGCGACCGUCAGACAUGGAAGAGGCAGUGGGGCCUCUCCCACAGCAGCGGCGGUCGCUGGCUUUUGAAAUCAGGGACUGCGGAGGGUCGGAGUUGUGAGGGAGUGGCGGGGACAGUUCCAUGCUCAUUGACUGGUGGGCUGCCAAAUCUCAACCAACGUGGGUUACGGCCUUAAUGCACCAUCCUGCACCCGCUGCUCCGAGUCCAGCCCUGCUGCGGGUGGCUGGCACCAGACGAUCGGGGCUGGGAGGGUUGGGUUGUGCAGCAGGAAGAACCCUGCUUGUGUGGUGCAGGGGAGAGGUCUGCUUUCCAGGAGCAACCCCUCCGAACUGCGAUAGGCCACAUGAGCUCCAGCCUCAGCCAGAGCGAACGCUGCUCAGACACGAUCGUUGAGACAGCCAUUCCCUCCGCGUCUCCUCCAGAAUAGUGAUGUUCAUCUGCAGCGCAGACGAGAACAAGGGCUGCUCCAGCCAGCUAGAUCCACUUCCACCAGGGCAGAACCUGGCCCAGCUUGGCAUUGGGUGGGUGGGGAAAGCCAUGGGGCUGGUGCUCCUGUCAAUAAUUCGAGGCUGGAUUCUCCAAGGUGCUCAGAACUCACAAAACCCACUGGUCACUGGGAGCUGCAGAGGGCCAGCAGCACCUUUGAGUGAGGUCACCAGUUCCUAUCUCCAUCCCCGGGCGAGGGAACACCAGCCCUGGAGACACGGGGGUCAUGAUUUUUAAAACAAGAGCAGCGGAGGGUCUCUCCAAAGACGGCACUGGGCUGAACCACAGCAAUCUUGCUCCCAGCUCCCCCACCCCUUUGCAGUCAUCUCCUCUUUUGCUUUUAGGAAAUAAACAGGUCAAGGAAGUUUCCUCUCUCCUGAAUUCAGCCCCAGGGCUUUCCCCUGCCUCCUGUUAGUCUGCAACCCUUAGCGGCAGGGACCAGCCCGGUAGGUCACAGAACCUUUCAUUGCUAAACUUCAGCCUGCCCAGGUGGAUUACAACUUAAUGGCAACAGAGGGUUCUGUGGCACCUUUGAGACUAACAGAAGUAUUGGGAGCAUAAGCUUUCGUGGAGUAACUUGCAUCUGAAGAAGUGAGGUUCUUACCCACGAAAGCUUAUGCUCCCAAUACUUCUGUUAGUCUCAAAGGUGCCACAGGACCCUCUAUUGCUUUUUACAGAUUCAGACUAACACGGCUACCCCUCUGAAACUUAACGGCAGCAGCUGAUGGUUGUUCCUCAAAGAAGGUAGGACAAUCAGCUGUUUAUAGUCAGCUCCUUGUAAUUUCAGAGAAAUCACUGGCACUGCUCGGCCUCCUUAUUUGUGGUCGCCAGGCUCAACAGAGAGGCCAAAGAAUGAAUCAGCUAUCGGUGGCUGGACUCCUCUCUGAUGCCCCCUCCGGGGCACGGUUAGCACAUAUGUAGGAGAUCUUGCACCUCUGCAGCCCAGCCUGUCCCUUUUCUCUGGGCAGAUGGCAGGUUUCUACGCAGGGACACUGCCUAAAGCCCUAGAAAAUCUACUGUAGGAAAUGAGCCUGAAUCAGCUGGUUGCUGGGCUAGGUGGGACGUACAGUCCGUGUCCACUUCUAACAUCCAUCCUCCUGCUGCCUGGCAUUUAUGAAAGCGGCAGCCGAGUCCUUGGAUUUCCACUCACUUUUCUCUCCACGUUGCUCCAUUAGUAGUCUUAUUUCAUUGGUCUCUUUGGGUUCUCUAACUCCUUGUUAAUCUGAGAUGGCAGCUGGGUUGGGUUUGACAACGAUUCGUAGCUACUCUACCUUAUCACGGACUAAUAAAGAUAGUUUGGAAGAAA
This is a messenger RNA of Chrysemys picta bellii (western painted turtle), 5288 nucleotides long. NCBI's taxonomy places the organism in Eukaryota, Metazoa, Chordata, Testudines, Emydidae. The record is from RefSeq and is a predicted model, not a curated record.